Messenger RNA from Abrus precatorius (Indian licorice), 1486 nucleotides. Its product is annotated as 60S ribosomal protein L10-like. The coding region runs from base 38 to 700 and encodes 220 amino acids. Lineage: Eukaryota; Viridiplantae; Streptophyta; Magnoliopsida; Fabales; Fabaceae. Gene Ontology annotation, molecular function: structural constituent of ribosome. The record is from RefSeq and is a predicted model, not a curated record. The transcript has 4 exons. Gene Ontology annotation, cellular component: ribosome; cytosolic large ribosomal subunit. Gene Ontology annotation, biological process: ribosomal large subunit assembly; translation.
ACAUUUUGAAGAGCUCUAUCUCCUCAAAACUAACAACAUGGGAAGAAGACCGGCGAGGUGUUACCGGCAAAUAAAGAACAAACCAUACCCGAAGUCGCGGUUCUGCCGGGGAGUUCCGGAUCCGAAGAUUCGGAUAUACGACGUGGGAAUGAAGAAGAAAGGGGUGGAUGAGUUUCCGUUCUGCGUGCACCUUGUGUCGUGGGAGAAGGAGAACGUGUCGAGUGAGGCGCUUGAGGCGGCGCGUAUCGCGUGUAAUAAGUACAUGGCGAAGUUCGCCGGAAAGGACUCGUUUCACCUCCGCGUGAGGGUGCACCCCUUUCACGUGCUGCGCAUCAACAAGAUGCUAUCGUGCGCCGGGGCGGAUAGGCUCCAGACGGGGAUGAGAGGCGCGUUUGGGAAACCUCAAGGGACGUGUGCGAGGGUGAAUAUCGGUCAAGUGCUUCUGUCGGUUCGGUGUAAGGAUAGUAACGCGCAUCAUGCUCAGGAGGCUCUUCGACGCGCCAAAUUCAAGUUCCCCGGUCGCCAAAAGAUCAUUGUUAGCAGAAAGUGGGGAUUUACUAAGUUGAGCAGAAGCGAGUAUCUGAAGUUGAAGUCUGAGAACAGAAUUGUGGCGGAUGGGGUCAAUGCCAAGGUGCUUGGGUGUCAUGGUCCUUUGGCAAAUCGUGAACCCGGAAGAGCGUUUUUACCGGCUAGUGCUUAGGCCAUUUAGCACUAAGCAGUAGGAAAAUAUGUUUCUUCAUCUCCUGUUAUUACAGUCUGAACUGUAACUAUAAAGCUGUAUCAGUAUAUGAAUUUUGUAUCUAACAGUCGUGAAAUAUGCAAAUUUGUUGUAUUUUAUUUUCAUUAUUCCGUUAGAGUUGAAACAGUAUUAUAAAUAAAUAUGUUAUUUUAUUGUGUACAUUGUUUUCUAUUUUAGUUUUUUUGGUCGUCUGUUAACCUGGGCGUUUCGAAAUGUAAAACCAAAUGUAUUAUUUCGGAAAAAACAAGAUGCCCACAUACUAAACCAGGUCCCCGCACCUUAUGUCUUUUGGGGGCUAAAAAAUUUCGACCAAUAAAAAAUAUAGCGGAAAAUAAUCUCCGUUCAAGAUUUUUUUUUUAAUUUCAAUUUGUACAACUUUUAACUACACGACAGUUUAAUUGAAGAAUAUAAUUACUGGUGAAGAGUAGUCUGCAGUUCAAUGUGUUGAUCAAACUAAAAUGGCAUCUGCCAGUUCAGGUGGACAAAAAGCAACAAAAUGUCUUGAAUGAAUUUUGUUACAUUUAAAUCACAAUUGAAACAAUCAACUUUGUUAGUUCCGAAGGGUAGGUGCAGCGGUCAGUAUACUUACAGGGACCUAGUUUACACACAUUCCGUUCUUAUCAUCAAAAGAUAUAUUGUAUAAGAGAGAAAAAUCAUUCUUCUUGAUUAGAAUUAUAAACAGGGCUCUACCAAAGAAAGAAAGAAUUGUAAUAGAGAAAUUUUUUUAUGUGGCAAUUAAUUCUCUAU